ACUCAGGCUCAGGCUCUAGGACGAGUGAUGAGCUCUGCAGCCAGUGACCCCUGUCGGCGGCGGUAGCUUAAAUUGGCCACCAUGUCGCCACGAUCCAUCGGACUCCUCUGCAAAUAAAGCCAUCGGGGGAGUGAGUAAGUGAGUGGGUGUGAGGAGAGCUUUGAGGGGAGGGGAGCUAGCUAGCUACUGGAGGAGGGCUUCCUCCGGCGCCGGACAUGGGGGAGGUGAAGCACCUGUGCCUGGCCAAGUUCAAGGACGGCGUCGUGGUGGACGACGUGCUCAAGGGCAUGACCGACCUCGCCGCCGGGAUGGACACGGUCAAGUCUUUCGAGUGGGGCCAGGACGUGCUGAACCAGGAGAUGCUGACGCAGGGCUUCACGCACGUCUUCUCGCUCACCUUCGCCUCCGCCGCCGACCUCGCCGCCUACAUGGCCCACGACAGCCACACCGCCUUCGCCGCCACCUUCAUGGCCGCCAUCGACAAGGUGCUCGUCGUCGACUUCCCCGUCGUCGUCGCCAAGCCUCCGCCGCCGGCAUGACCCGCUGGCCGCUCUCGCAUCCGCCGGCCACUGUACGCCUCCCCUUCUCAGGUCGCGCAGCAGAUCCACGUGUGCCUGCGGCGGCGGUGCUGGUAGUAGUACUAGUACUGUCUAUUGCCUGUUAUUUAUGUUCUAUCUAUCUAUCUAUCUAUCUAUCUACGUCACGUACGUACCUACUAUUAUUGUUUGGUUAUCUUCGGAAUAAAUUUUCGGUCACUUUUAUGGUAGCGUAUAUCUAGCGGCUAGCUGCUUGCAAUACACCCUUUCCGAUGUUUAUGAUGGAUUGUCAGAUUCCUAAUCGACUUUUAGUUUU
Molecule: messenger RNA, 852 nt
Organism: Zea mays
Lineage: Eukaryota; Viridiplantae; Streptophyta; Magnoliopsida; Poales; Poaceae
Product: pop3 peptide
Exons: 2
Coding region: 216-539 (107 amino acids)
Source: RefSeq, marked validated